Toxorhynchites rutilus septentrionalis is the source of this 1641-nucleotide messenger RNA. RefSeq lists its product as uncharacterized. Bases 1 to 1641 code for a protein of 546 amino acids. NCBI's taxonomy places the organism in Eukaryota, Metazoa, Arthropoda, Insecta, Diptera, Culicidae. Gene Ontology annotation, molecular function: nucleic acid binding. Gene Ontology annotation, biological process: DNA integration. The transcript has a single exon. The record is from RefSeq and is a predicted model, not a curated record.
AUGAUUCAAGAAGCUACAGAAUCCUGCCAUUGGAACCAUGUUUCCGGAACAUCCAAUCCAGCUGAUCCCCUCUCUUGUGGCGUCAAUCCAAUCGAUCUCAAACAACUUCCCAUUUGGUGGAACGGUCCGAACUGGUUAUCCCUGCCACCAUCCGAUUGGCCUGUUAACGAAAUGCCAUCCCUUGACCCACAUUGGAUGUCGGUGGCCAAAACCAACGUAACCAUGAUAGCCACACUCAAGUCCAACUUUUCCGAUAAAUUAUUCAGCCGAUACUCCUGCUUCAGCAAACUUCGUCGAUCUAUUGCAUACUGCAUACGAUAUUUCCGUGCCCUGAAAGCCGCCGUCAAGAAGACCACCAUCGAACCUUUCGAGACCUUAACAACUGACGACCUCCGUGAUGCAGACAUCGCUCUUUCUCGGCUAGCCCAGCGCGAAUCAUUUCCAGAAGAAAUGUCCAAUCUUGUAUCCGGGGAACGUAUUCCUACAUCGUCAGCAUUGAAGUGGUUGCAAUCGAAAGUCAGCAAGGAAGGUGUCAUCCGAGUUGGUGGAAGACUCGGCAACGCCCCCGUGUCCGAAGAUGUAAAGUUCCCAAUUGUCCUCUCGUCGAUGCACCGGUUAUCCGUCCUGCUAGCCAAGUACUACCACCAUAUGCUGCUCCAUGCCGGUCCCCAGUUGAUGCUUUCUUCGAUUCGCCAGAAAUUCUGGAUCAUCGGUGGCCGAAACUUAGUUCGCCGCACGUACCACCAAUGUCACACGUGCUUCCGCAACAAACCCACCCUGGUGCAGCAGAGUAUCGCCGACCUGCCUACAACAAGAGUGACUCCGACCAGACCAUUCGCCGUAUGCGGUAUUGAUUACUGCGGUCCCGUAUAUAUCAAAUCUCCGAUGCGUAACCGGACUCCUACUAAAGCGUACAUCACAAUAUUUGUAUGCUUCGCUACACGUGCCGUCCAUAUCGAGCUUGUAUCUGAUAUGUCAACACCGGCUUUUAUGGCCGCUCUCCGCCGUUUCGUCGCCCGCCGUGGAAGGAUGAAGGAAAUCCACAGAGACAACGACACCGCCUUCAAGGGCGCAGCAAACGAACUGCACAGACUCUACGCCAUGUUAAAAUCCAACCAAACCGAACGAAAGCAGAUCCUCGACUGGUGUGCAGAGAACGAGAUUAUCAGGCGUUUCAUCCCUCCGCGAGCACCACACUUUGGAGGGCUGUGGGAAGCAGCCGUUAUAUCAGCUAAACAUCACCUGUUACGUGAAAUCGGCAAUGUAAACGUUGGCUACGAGGACAUGUGCACUUUAUUGGCCCAAAUUGAAAUGUGCCUGAAUUCGAGGCCCCUGGUUCCAAUUCCAACCGAUCCUUCAGACCUGGAAGUCUUAACUCCAGGACAUUUCCUGAUUGGAGCCAGUUUCCAAGCCGUUCCGGAAAACAACUUUUGCGACAUUCCGGAUAAUCGUCUGACGCACUUUGAGCUCGCUCAGAAGCGAUUCCAACGAAUCUGGUCCAGAUGGACCAGAAUACCUCCAGCAACUCCAGUCACGCGUUACAAGGUCCAAGCCACCAGUAACCAUCAAACCAGGUGCCGUCGUGGUAAUCAAAGACGACAAUCUACCACCAAUACAAUGGCCGCUCGGAAGGAUCACUAA